UGUUUUCCUAGUCCUGCUAUGACCUUCUGGGAAUGUUUUCAUCGUGUAAAGCAACCUGCAGUUCCCUACUUUAUAAAUCUCCUUCAUUCCAAGUGUUAACACUACCUAAUUCUCUGCUUUAGAGAGGAAAUCAUGUUUGUUUUUUUGAAGAGCCUGCUGGGAAGAGGAAUAUUUGCAUUUCAAAUAUUUUUUUUUCCAUUUCAUAAAUUGUCUUGAGUUCUCUUCCCAGCGGGCAGCACAAGGCUGUUUAUACAAGGGAAGAGGGAAGCUUGCUUUCCCAUUACUUCCACAAAAAUACGAUUAACAGCGAUAACUAUGCUAAUUACUGCUCUUGGAAUGCACCUCACUGGCUGGAGAGGCAAUGCUUUGGGGUAAUAAUUAACUCCUUUUUCCCUCAAUUACCUUUUAUUAGGAGAGCAGGAGGUGUCAGAGUAAAACAGCCGCGUAUCUUCCAAGAAAAGCUGGCGUUUUCCAAGGAAACCCAAGCGGAGGUGCCUCAUUAAGAGAACGGGGCAGGACAAACAUUCCCAUGGCGAGCUGGGCCUUGGAGCUGCUCGGCUUCUCCCUGAGCCUGCUGGGCCUAAUUGGGACGUUAAUUACCACCGUCCUGCCGCACUGGCGGCGCUCGGCGCACGUGGGCACCAACAUCAUCACGGCCGUGGCCUACGUCAAGGGGCUGUGGAUGGAGUGCGUGUGGCACAGCACCGGCGUCUACCAGUGCCAAGUGCACCGCUCCCAGCUGGCGCUGCCCGCCGACCUCCGCGCCGCCCGGGCCAUGAUGGUCAUCUCCUGCCUGCUGGCCGUGCUGGCGGCCGGCGUCGCCGUGGUUGGCAUGAGAUGCACGCACUGUGCCGAGGACAGCCCCGCCAAGGCCUCCAUCGCCGGCUCCGGCGGGAUCGGCUUCGUGGCGGCUGGGCUGCUCUGCCUCGUGCCGGUGUCGUGGAGCACCAACGACAUCGUUACGGAUUUCUACAACCCCACGCUUCCCGCUGGGAUGAAGUAUGAGAUAGGGCAGGCUCUUUAUCUGGGAUUUGUCUCCUCGGCCUUGACCAUCCUGGGUGGUGCCCUGCUGGGCACGUCGUGCCUCGGGAACCAGACGCCUUUCCAGCCGCAUUCUGGGUCUGGAGAGCCUCCCUCCUCCAGGAGCGCCUCCAAGGGCAACCACGCUCCUUCCCUGACAUCUGCAUCCCACAGCGGCUACAGGCUGAGUGACUACGUGUGAGUUCCGCGGGAUCUUGGCCUCGGGAAUCCUGUGUGUGGCACCAGGGAACUCGGAACCGGCGUUGAAGUUUAGCGUUGUUUAUUCCUUCCUUUUCUUCCCUGAGGAGUAAAGGAUGUGGACAAAGAACUGCUGCCUGCAAAACCUGGAAAAUAAAGGCAAAGGAGGCUGAGAUGUUCCCAAGGCAGCACAUCCCUGUCUACCUCCAAUCACAGCUUUGCAGGCAGGUAAUUCAAGGGGUAUUUUGUUAAAAAUAAUGGUUUGGUUUGGAGUCGGUGCCCUGUGAAGCAGAGCUGGCCACAUCUCUUUGUUUCUUCCCAAAAAAGACAGUUUCCCCUAAAACCUGGAAUUUCUUGGGGAUACACAGUGAUUUCCAGCACUGACUGCCUGCUCGGUUCCUCAUUUCCAUAAUUCAUGAACGUUUCGUCAUGACAAGGUAUUAAUUUUGCUCUGACUUAACUCUUUGUUUGUUUUUUUAGAGUCCCUUGAAAUAAGGAUUUCAGUGGCACCGUGACAGAUGUAUUUGACAGCCUGUUACAGCCAAUAUUUGAAGUUACAUUACAAUGUUUUGACCUGAUCAAAAUAAAAUUUCAGCGCAUUUUUGAAAUGCAUCACGAGGGAGACAAACCCUCUCAGAAUUGGGGUUUAUUACAAACUUUGGGAAUAGAAUGGAACCAGACAUUUGAUAGUAAAUAUACUUUAAAAAUUAAAAUUAAAAAGUCUCAGAAUUUGUCACGUUUAGCUUUUGAACAGAUUUAGCAUUCUACACAAUCUCUGCAUUAUAGGGAGUGGAAAAACCAUUUCUAGAAUCCUGUUCCCAAAUCCCAUGUAAUGAAAUGUGCUCAUUUCUUAGGUUGAAUGCUGGUAUUCUGUGCCUGAAGGUGCAUUGGGGUUAGCAAGGAUAUUUCCAUCCCCUCCAACGAUUUUUGGGGAACUUCCAGUGGGGCACAAGGCACCCUCCAUGCCAACAUUCAUGGACUGUGACCACUGCUUGUCAGGAGUACCAAAUCCAGACAUUUCCUUCUAAGAUCCUUACAAAAUUCCAUCGUUCCACAGGGCAUUGAAACAAUCAAAAAUCAAAAUAAUGAGCAAAGAAGCCCAGCACUCUCCAUUUCACAUUACAGGCACGCAUAUCGUGACAUAAAAUUAUGAUAAAACAGAGAAGCAAUGGAUUUCACUGAAAUCAGAAAUUUAUACAACUUUCAGCAGAUGGACCAACACACUGAAAAACAACAAUACCAAGACCUAAGAGGCAGCAAUCCUUCAUUUGGCAAAAAAAAAGAAAAAAUUGUUAGCAAUUAUAUUGUCACCUUGUUUCACCUCCAGAGCUGGGAGAUUCUUAACAUUUCCCCUGGUUCCACUCUGAAUCUUCCUUUUUGUGGCUGAUCACCAUUGCCUUUGGCUUGGUGUUGAUUUGAAUUGGGACAGAGGGUUUUCAGCAUUGAUUCAUGUUAACAUCACCACUGUUUUUAAAAACAAAUGGAAUUUCUAAGCAAUUUCCUGAGACCAGCAAUAAUAAAAGUGAUCUGGGACCUGA
This is a messenger RNA of Parus major (Great Tit), 2756 nucleotides long. It is a transcript of the gene CLDN14, whose product is annotated as claudin 14. Gene Ontology annotation, cellular component: bicellular tight junction; plasma membrane. The transcript has a single exon. Lineage: Eukaryota; Metazoa; Chordata; Aves; Passeriformes; Paridae. The record is from RefSeq and is a predicted model, not a curated record. Bases 530 to 1222 code for a protein of 230 amino acids. Gene Ontology annotation, biological process: cell adhesion; bicellular tight junction assembly. Gene Ontology annotation, molecular function: structural molecule activity.